Impatiens glandulifera is the source of this 775-nucleotide messenger RNA. RefSeq lists its product as uncharacterized. Bases 62 to 475 code for a protein of 137 amino acids. NCBI's taxonomy places the organism in Eukaryota, Viridiplantae, Streptophyta, Magnoliopsida, Ericales, Balsaminaceae. The record is from RefSeq and is a predicted model, not a curated record. The transcript has 2 exons.
UCGGGAAUGGGCCAAGUAAGAACUCAUCAUCUGUUCCGUCUCUCUUUAGCUUAGCCUUACCAUGUCUUCGGACACCACGCCGGAGCUAGCGGACAAUUCCGGAAUAGCUACCAUAGACGACGUAAAUCAACGGAAGAUUCAGAAUCCGAUUCUCUCCCUCUUUCCAAACUUGCCAAUUUUCAACUUUCUCUUUCAAAAUCAAGAUUCCACUAAACAGGAAACUACCACACCUGCGAAAGAGGAGACGAAGCAGAAACCUUCCUUUGUCAAGCUUCCGUCUAGUUUGCCGAUUGUGCCUUCGCUGAAGCUGGAGGAGGGUGAAGAGUCUGAGCAACCUGAGCAGACGAAUCCCGUGGUCUUGUGGCAGGUUUAUGCUCUUGGAGGAGUGCUUGUUCUAAAGUGGAUAAUAUCAAGAUGGAAGGAGAGGAGGUCAAGAAACAAGCCACCUCCACCAGGGGAUGAUGAUCUCUCAUGAGACUUUUAUCCUAAUUAAGGCAUGUUAAUUACAUCCGAGCUUGUCUAAAUGUGUCGAUUUAGUUAAAAGUUUUAAUGUGCGAUUGCCGUGUUUCUGUUUCUUGGCCUAAUGAUUUUGAUCAUAUACGAGAAGUAUUUUCGUGGUUUUUGUUUGAGAGCUGUAGCUUCUCCAUAACUACUUAUGAUCAUGAAUCAUAUUUUGUUUGGUGUUCUUUCAUGGGUAAAUUGUUUCUCUGUACAUUCCAGGUUAACUUUAUAUCGGUAUAAGGUUUUUUCUGUCGAAAUUCCACACCAACAUUGC